Molecule: messenger RNA, 666 nt
Organism: Antrostomus carolinensis (chuck-will's-widow)
Lineage: Eukaryota; Metazoa; Chordata; Aves; Caprimulgiformes; Caprimulgidae
Product: glutathione S-transferase
Exons: 6
Coding region: 1-666 (221 amino acids)
Biological process (GO): glutathione metabolic process; xenobiotic metabolic process
Molecular function (GO): glutathione transferase activity
Source: RefSeq, a predicted model, not a curated record
AUGUCCGGGAAACCCAAGCUGCACUACUUCAAUGGACGAGGCCGAAUGGAAACAAUACGGUGGCUACUAGCAGCAGCUGGGGUUGAGUUUGAAGAAUGUUUUCUGGAAACAAAGGAUGAUCUGAUAAAGUUACAGAAGGAUGGAUCCCUGAUGUUCCAGCAACUGCCCAUGGUGGAGAUCGAUGGGAUGAAGAUGGUGCAGACUAGAGCCAUCCUCAACUACGUAGCAGCAAAGUACAACCUCUAUGGGAAGGACCUGAAGGAGAGAGCCCUAAUUGAUAUGUACGUGGAAGCAUUGAUGGAUCUGAACGAGUUACUCAUGAGCUAUCCUUUCCAACCAGCAGAUAAAAAGGAGCAACAUUUUGCUAAUAUGGUGGACAAGGCCACAAACAGAUACUUUCCAGUCUUUGAGAAGGUUUUGAAAGACCACAGACAAGACUUUCUUGUUGGCAACCAGUUUAGCAGGGCAGAUGUGCAUUUACUUGAAAUCCUUUUAAUGGCAGAAGAGGACAAGCCUGGUAUACUUGCCAAAUUUCCUCUCUUGCAGAGUUUUAAAGCAAGAAUAAGCAAUAUUCCCACAAUAAAGAAAUUCCUGCAGCCUGGCAGCCAGAGGAAAUCACCAGUAUUAGAAGAAGACGUACCAAAAGUGCUGAAAAUUUUCUACUGA